AUGACAAACCAAUCCAGAUAAACAUGUUCUCUUGGACUUUGGAUAUCCUCCUAGCCCUCCUCCCCUUCCUACUCACAUCCAUCGUUGCCGCCGCCUUAAAGGGCCGCCGCCGUAAACAUGGGCUGAAACAACCGCCCGGCCCACCUGGCUUCCCGGUGCUCGGCCAUCUCCUCCUGCUAGGCGAACUCCCACAUCGUUCCCUCCAAGCCCUAGCCACAACUUACGGACCCAUCAUGAGCCUAAGGUUUGGACAUGUCACGACCAUAGUACUGUCCUCAGCGGAAGCCGCCGAGCUCUUCAUCAAGUCCAACGACGUCGUGUUCGCCAACCGGCCUCUGCUCGAAGCCGUCGAGUACUUCUCCUAUGGAUGCAAAGGGUUAGUGUUCUCAGAGUACGGUCCUUACUGGCGGAGCAUGAGAAGGCUAUGCAAGCUGAACCUUCUUAGCGCGUCAAAGGUGGAGUCCUUCGCUCCUUUGAGGAUGAAGGAAGUUGAAAAAAUGGUGAAAGAGGUUGAGAAGGCUGCUAUGGCGGGUCAAAUUGUAAACCUUAGUGAAGUUGUUAAUGAUGUUCUGGAAAGUAUAGUUUAUAAGACGAUACUGGGGUGUGAUACGAAGAAGGAAGAUGGACAUGAUUUGAAGGGGAUUGUUCAAGAAGUUAUGCAUCUUUCUGGUGCUUUUAAUCUUGCUGAUUAUGUUCCUUGGCUUGGAGUGUUUGAUUUUCAGGGAAUGAGAAGACGAUUCAAGAGAACUAGCAAAGCAUUGGAUGGAGUGUUGGAGGAGAUAUUAAAGGAACACGAGCAAGCUUUCAGUUCCAAAGCACACCACGACGACUUCGUCGACAUACUACUCUCGCUGAUGCACGAAAACGGCGACGUCGAUCGAACCAAUAUCAAGGCCAUCGCAGUCGACAUGAUCGGCGCCGCCCUAGAGACCUCCGCCACCAUCAUCGUGUGGGCCCUAUCGGAGCUUCUGAGAAACCCCAGAGUCAUGAAAAUCCUCCAACACGAGCUUGAUGCUGUAAUCGGAGCAGACAACCUCGUAGGAGAGAAAGACAUCGGGAAAUUGAACUACUUAGAAAUGGUGAUUAAAGAGGCCUUCAGAUUACACCCGGCAGGGUCCUUACUACCUCGAGAGACGCUGGAGGAUGUCGAGGUUGGUGGUUAUUACGUAGAGAAGAAGACGAGAAUUAUAGUGAACAUGUGGUCGUUGGGGCGAGAUCCUAAGGCUUGGCCGGAGAAGACGGAGGAGUUUUGGCCGGAAAGGUUUUUGGAGACGAAGGUGGAUUUCCGAGGACGAGAUAGUCUGAUGUUUAUGCCUUUCGGGACUGGUCGGAGGGGGUGUCCGGGGAUACAGUUGGGGCUGUGCACGGUAAAGCUGGUGGUGGCUCAGCUGAUCCAUUGUUUCCGGUGGGAGCUUCCGCCUGGGAUGACACCGGAAGAUCUGGAUAUGAAGGAGAAGUUUGGUCUUUCAAUGCCGAAAGCUGAGCAUCUGCUUGCUGAACCAAGUUGUCGUUUUCCUACCAAAUCUUAAGAACGGAUAAAAAUAGGUUAAUGUAAACUUCAAAAUUAAUUUUAUAAUCAAUGUUAAAGCUAUGCUGAUGUAA
Molecule: messenger RNA, 1602 nt
Organism: Neltuma alba
Lineage: Eukaryota; Viridiplantae; Streptophyta; Magnoliopsida; Fabales; Fabaceae
Product: cytochrome P450 CYP736A12
Exons: 2
Coding region: 24-1529 (501 amino acids)
Molecular function (GO): oxidoreductase activity, acting on paired donors, with incorporation or reduction of molecular oxygen; heme binding; iron ion binding
Source: RefSeq, a predicted model, not a curated record